Messenger RNA from Sinocyclocheilus rhinocerous, 3974 nucleotides. RefSeq names its product tetratricopeptide repeat protein 7B-like. NCBI's taxonomy places the organism in Eukaryota, Metazoa, Chordata, Actinopteri, Cypriniformes, Cyprinidae. The record is from RefSeq and is a predicted model, not a curated record. Gene Ontology annotation, molecular function: protein binding. The transcript has 22 exons. Gene Ontology annotation, biological process: phosphatidylinositol phosphate biosynthetic process; protein localization to plasma membrane. The coding region runs from base 69 to 2708 and encodes 879 amino acids. Gene Ontology annotation, cellular component: plasma membrane.
GUUCCUCUCCAGGUCUCUGAUGUUUCUGUGCUGCGGCUCCGGUCGUGUUUUGGUCAGGAGGUAGAAAGAUGACAGCCAGAAAGUCCGGGUCGCGAUUAGAGACUGAAAUAGAACGCUGUCGAUCAGAGGGACAAUGGGACAAGAUAGCAGAACUCGUGAGGCAGAUGUCUGCGAAACUCAUCUCAAACGAUGAUCUCGGAGAGCUUCUGCUGGGGGAGGCCAAACUCCAGCAGUACCUCAAGGAAAACCCCAUCAAGCAGGGAGCCAGUCCCCGCGGGCCCCGACCACGCCUCCAGGAGGUACGGAAACACUUGACGGCUGCACUUGAUCGGGGAAACUUAAAGCCUGAAUACAUGCAGGAGGCCAGUCUGAUCAUGGCUAAGCUGUGCUACGUGGAGGUUGAUUACAGGGAAGCACUGAAUCAGUACAGCCGUGUGAAUCUGGAUGAGAUGCAGCUGGUAGGGGCUCCAGUGUACAGACUCUCCAUGAUUGCUGAGGCCUACGCCACUAAAGGUCUUUGUCUGGAGAAAGUGCCCAUGGCGUCCCCAUCACUGUCCAAUCGUAAUGCAGACAGAGACCAGGAGAUCAUCACUUGUUAUGAGAAGUCUGGAGACAUCGCUCUUCUCUAUCUUCAAGAGGUAGAAAAGGCUCUUAGUGUUGGCAUUCAGAACCGAAGUCCAAAGCCCGGUCCGGUCACUCAGGACCAGGAACUUGGCUACUUCCUAGAGACAGGACUUCAGAGGGCUCAUGUUAUUCAUUUCAAAAAUGGUAACCUGACCCGUGGUGUCAGCCGCUUCCGAGAGAUUCUCCGAGCCGUUGAGACCAGAACUACUCAGAACCUGCGUAUGACUAUCGCCAGGCAGCUUGCAGAGAUCCUGCUGAGGGGCAUGUGUGAACAGAGUUACUGGAAUCCACUAGAAGACCCACCUCACCACUCCCCCCUGGACGACCUGCUCAGACACCCCCUCCACACUAAGGACUACGCCCUCAGCCGCCGCCCACGCAUCUACUCAGGAGAAAAUUUGUUUUGUCCACAGGAGAACACAGAGGAGGCCUUGCUCCUGUUGUUAAUCAGCGAGUCCAUGGCUAACAGAGACGCCGUAUUGAGUCGAAUCCCCGAACACAAUAAUGACCGAAUCAUCAGCCUCCAGAGCGCCUCACUGGUGUACGACCUGCUGACCAUCGCGCUCGGCCGACGCGGACAGUAUGAGAUGCUCUCAGAGUGUCUCGAAAGAGCCAUGAAGUUUGCCUUUGAGGAGUUUCAUCUCUGGUUCCAGCUUGCUCUUUCCCUAAUGGCUGCUGGGAAGUCGGCUCGAGCAGUGAAGGUGCUGAAGGAGUGUAUGAGACUGAAGCCGGACAAUCCCACCAUUCCUCUGCUGGCCGUCAAGCUGUGUAUUGGAAAUCUGCACUGGCUGGAAGAAGGUGAGCGCUUUGCUAAAAUAGUGAUUGAUAUGGGUGAGAAGGCGGCUGAAUUCAGGGCCAAAGGCUAUCUAGCUAUUGGUCUCGUCUACAGCCUGAAAGCCACAGAUGCAUCUCUUCGAGGAAUGCAGGAAGAGUAUCAGAAAAAAGCGCUGAGCGCUUUCCAGAGGGCACAGAGUCUGUCCCCCACUGAUCAUCUAGCUGUUUUCUACCUGGCGCUGCAGCUGGCUGUAUCUCGACAGAUUCCAGAGGCUCUUGGUUAUGUACGACAGGCGUUACAGCUGCAGGGCGAUGAUGUUCAUUCACUGCACCUGCUGGCCUUGCUGCUGUCAGCUCAAAAACACUACCACGAUGCUCUCAACAUCAUCGAGAUGGCCCUCAGCGAAUACCCUGAGAACUUCAUUCUAUUAUUCACAAAGGUGAAGUUGGAGACGUUGUGUCGAGGUCCAGAGGAGGCGUUACUCUCCUGCAAACGCAUGCUGCAGAUUUGGAAGUCCUGUUACAACCUCACCAACCCCAGUGAUUCUGGGAGGGGGAGCAGUCUGUUAGACAGAGCUGUUGCUGACCGUCGCCAGCUGAACGCCAUGACACUACCUGACUUCAGUGAUCCAGAGACAGCCUCUCAUGCCUCUUCCUCCAUCUCGGGGUCAGAACCUGUAUCUCCUCUUUUUCCUCUUUCAUCCUUCUAUUCUUCACCUCCACCCAAGGCCGAAUCCACCCAGAGGCGCAGCAGCCAUGCUUUCUGUGACCACGCCCCCCGCCGACGCUUCUCCUCCGCCAGCAACCUUCCAGAUGCUUUCUUUCAUGGUUUUGACUCUUUUAUUGGGGUUUGUUCCAUCCACGCCACCUCCAUAGCAGCGUCACGGGUGGAACAGGCACUGUCUGAGGUGGCCUCUUCCCUUCAGAGCAGCGCUCCGAAACAGGGACCCCUCCACCCUUGGAUGACCCUUGCCCAGAUCUGGCUGCAUGCAGCGGAGGUGUAUAUUGGAAUGGGAAAGGCGGCGGAGGCAACAGCGUGUACACAGGAAGCAGCCAACCUGUUCCCCAUGUCCCAUAACGUGUUGUUUAUGAAGGGUCAGGUGGCGGAGCUGCGGGGGAACGUGGACGAGGCCAAGCGCUGGUACGAGGAGGCGCUGUCCAUCAGCCCCACCCACGUCAAAACCAUGCAGAGACUGAAACUGCAAGCGCAAGGCAAUGACGCCGCUGCGACCGAAUGCUUCCUCACUGCCCUGGAGCUGGAGGCCAGCUGUCCCAUCUUACCUUUCACCAUCAUUCCCCGCACCCUCUGAGACACUCCGAACACUCACCACCGGCACAACCUCGGUCUGAGAGUCAUGCAUGAACCACAGCCCUUAAACACACACAUAAACGCCCAAAAACUCCAAAACUCUUCUUCUGUCCUGGAAUGCCUUUCCCACCCCCUCCAACCUGUUUACCGGUUCUCAGACGUGGAUCUGCUGAAAAACUCGACACGGUUAUCAGUGUGAACUUUUCCACACUGCUUCACUCUCAUAGUUUUUUUCCUUCCUAUUCCUUCCUUCUUUGUCUGCUAGAAUCUCCACCGGCUUCUGUACAUCGUAGAGGUGCCGCCCACCCUAAAAACCCCACUCCUUCCAACACUCUCAUUGGUUAGUUACAUACCACAGUACAAGUGGACCAAUGGGAAACCUUUUCAAGCUGAACCAGGUGAUUGACGCAGCGGUUUCUUCAAACCACAGUGCUUCCCGAAACAUACAAUCUUGAGAUUCUAGUAGCUGUAUGUCGUAUAAACCAGUAAUAACUCUGUCUCAGAGACAGUCAAAAGUGUGUGUACAUGUGCUGUGUGUUAAUGGACAGUCAGAGUGUGUGUGUCCUUUGUAUGUGCUGAUAUCCAGGAUAUCCCUUCCUAUGUGGUGUGUGCGCGUGUGUUUAUUUUGAAUGGAAUACAUGACACAGUGUUACAGUGGAUCCCUGUUACACAAACACACGUAAUAAAGGUUGUGUUUCCAUACGGUUGUUCCUGAGGGCAGGUGUUGUCACCCAUGUUAUGACUCCUAGAGAAACAUUACAUCCCCCUUUGAUCAAACACUGUAUUGUUUAUAGACUGUAUGUACAAAUGUAUGGCCUAGAGCAAAUGGAAUGGAUGCCAAAAGUACAACUAUUCUAAAAGCAAAUAUUUUAUCUUGAUUCUCAUUAAAAGAGAAGAUAAAUCUAGUUUUGGACAUUUUGUUUUGUUUGUUGGUUUAUUUUUCCACAUUUAUCAUGAUUCAGAGGUCAAGAUUUAUAUUGUUGAUUUAUCAGAGACGUGUUAGAUGUUUAUUUAUCUGUGUCCCAGUGGCCGUAUGUUAGACGAGUGAGGACAUACAUGUAUUCCGUGUGUGUGUGGUGUGUGACUGUUACAGAUGGACACGUUAAACUCUGAAAUGCAAACUCUCUUCAUAACGGUCAAAGAGAAUUCAGUCAUGUACAAGAGAGAAGAGGAAGAUUACGUGUGUAUUUGAAGUCUUGGCAGUGUCAAUCACAGGGCCAAACGCAACUGGAAAUGCUGUUUUAUGAUGUCAAUAAAUGAUAGAUUG